This is a messenger RNA of Cydia pomonella (codling moth), 4240 nucleotides long. RefSeq lists its product as uncharacterized. The record is from RefSeq and is a predicted model, not a curated record. Lineage: Eukaryota; Metazoa; Arthropoda; Insecta; Lepidoptera; Tortricidae. Gene Ontology annotation, biological process: DNA integration. Bases 147 to 4187 code for a protein of 1346 amino acids. The transcript has a single exon. Gene Ontology annotation, molecular function: nucleic acid binding.
GAUUUAAAAAAUCUCAAAAAACACGUGCCUCUUUCAAAUCAAAGCUUACCAUAUUUAAAUCAUAUUUAGAGCCUCUUUUGUCAUGCCAUACGCUAAAUAAUUUGCAAAAUCAUGAGCUGAAUACCAGAUUCAUUAAAAUCCAAGAUAUGUACAAUGAUUUUGAUUCCGUUCAAACUGAUAUAGAAAAUUUGACGGAAAUUCCAGGUGACGAACACACAGAACGGGAAAAUUUCGAGACAAGCUACUUCGGUGCCUUGGCUGCUGCGCAGGAACUGCUCAGCAGGCACACCGCGGCUGGUGCUGCUUCUGCGGCGCCUGAGGACAAUCUGGUAACGGGUUCCAAUGUCGUUACUGCACUCACAGGUGGGCCAAAUAUUAAAUUACCUACAAUUCAUUUACCUACCUUUUCUGGGCGCUAUCAGGACUGGUUAGAAUACCAUGAUACCUACAAAUCUCUCAUACACGAUAAUCAAUCAAUUCCAAUUAUCCACAAAUUUCAUUAUUUGCGAAGUUCAUUGAAAGACGGUGCUUCACUCGUAAUUAAAUCACUAGAGUUCUCGUCUGAUAACUAUAAGGUCGCAUGGGAUUUGCUUUGUGAACGUUACACAAACGAUAGAAUAUUGGUAAAUAAUCACUUAAAUGCAUUAUUUAACAUAAACCCCGUGCUUCAAGAAUCUUCAAGGGCCUUACGAAAUACCAUAGAUUUAGUCAAUAAAAAUCUCAGGGCUUUGAAGACUCUUAAUUUACCCACAGAGCACUGGGACAUCCUCAUAAUCCACAUGGUAACUAGCAAACUCGAUUCAGCCACUUUGCGCGAUUGGGAAACCGAGCGCAAUAAUAUUAAAAAACUACCAACAUUAACGGAAUUUACCACUUUCUUAAGAAACCGCGCAGAUUUGCUAGAAACCAUGGAGGAGGCACAAACACUAAAUAAACCACGUCGACACAGCGACAUUACUCACAAUCGUCCUAAAUCAUUUCUUGUAAACCAUGCUCAAAAUCAGACUCAGUAUAAAUAUAAGUGUCCUGUUUGCAAAAAUAAUCACUCAAUUUAUCAAUGUACUAAGUUUAAAACAAUGCCAGUUGAAUCCCGCAUUAAUAAAGUGAAUCAAUUGAAUCUUUGCACAAAUUGUUUGCGAUCAGGACAUGACGAACAACGUUGCAGGCUGAGCUCAUGCCGGCUUUGCACACAAAGACACAAUACCAUGCUACAUAUAAACAAUCAAGCAAAGGCAGACCCUAAGUCUUCCACAUCCAAACCUAAUGAUUGUGUAGCAUCACCAACUCUAAAAGAGCAUACACAAGCUCCACAACAAAUUACAAACAGUGCUGCUUUAUGCUCCACGUUCGGUGGCCAUCGUGUACCGUUAUCUACAGCUGUCAUCAACGUCAGCGACUAUGAUGGCCACACACACCAAGUUAGAGUUCUCUUGGACAACGGAAGUAUAUCUAGUUUCAUUACCAAAGAUCUUCAAGCAAAAUUAAAAUUACCUACUUAUUCCACUAGCAUAUCCGUCACAGGGUUAGAAAAGAAAAGAUCAAACAUCACCGAACAUUGUGAUGUAACCAUAACUUCACGUACGCAAGAUUACACAGCAGAAGUCAAUUGCUUCGUUGUCCAAGAGAUCACUGAUAUGAUUCCAUUCACCAAACUAAAUUGUGAUUCGUUCACUAUUCCCCCUCACAUCCACCUAGCGGACCCGAACUUUCACGAGCCAUCCGAGGUGCAGAUGCUGCUGGGUGCAGAACUCUUUUGGGAGUGCCUAACAUAUAAUCACAUAUCCCUGGGCAAGAAAAAACCCGUCCUAGUUGAAACAACACUCGGAUGGCUUGUUGCAGGUUCUAUACAUACACAAAAUUCUAAACAAAAGCAACCCUAUACAGUCCAUUGCAAUCUAAUCAACAACAUUGAGCUCGAUGCAAAACUAGACAAGUUUUUUGAACUAGAAUCAGUUCCAUCCACUCAACAAAUCCACACUAAAGGUGAGAGUGAAUGCGAACGCAUAUUUACACAAUCAACAACCCGCCACCCAGAUGGUAAGUUUGUUGUCACAAUACCAUUAAAAGAAUCUCCUGAAUGUUUGGGCGAUUCUAAAGCACAAGCAUUACUUCGAUUUCAAGCAUUAGAGCAUAAAUUCAAGCGCACCAGAUGUCUUGUACAGUUGGGUCAAGAAUGCGCAGAAAAAAAUGUAAGUGAAACAAUCUUACACGAUUUCUAUGUAGAUGACUACAUCUCAGGAAAUGAUGACAAAGCCACUCUGUUAGAAACAUGCAGAGGCGUCAUUAAAACACUAGAAAGUGCUCAUUUUCACUUAAGAAAGUGGCGUUCAAAUACACCAUCAUUACUUGAUAAUUUAGUUGCAGAAAACAGUAGCGAUGAACUAUUUAAAUUGGACACAGAAAAUCACUCGAAAACCUUAGGUUUACUUUGGUCAUGUCAAUCUGAUGAGCUGCUGUUCUCUGUAGCUGAAAAUCUAAAACCCAAACCCACAACCUUGAACCCUGCCGACAUAGGUGGUAGGGGUCAGAGCGCAUCAAACCUCAAAAAUUCACUUUUGUGGUGGGAAGGACCGCCCUUCCUUCAUGAAACGGAAAUACAAUGGCCUACUCAACCACAAAACUUACCUUUAGAAAAUUUGCCUGAAGUCAAAAUACAAUGUCUCGUUUCAACUAAACAAUGCGAGGAUAAUUUUACCUCUAAAUACUCAAACUUUUGUAAAUUGCAACGUAUUAUAGCAUACAUGAAUAGAUUUGUUCAUAACUGUAAAAAUAUAACAAACAAGAAUACAGGUCCAUUAAAGGUGUCAGAGCUUAAUCUGUCUUUACAAAUGUUGUGCAAACAAGUGCAGACUGACAAAUUUAGCGAGCAACUCUCGCGUUUGCUAAAUAAGCGCCCACUUUCUCACAAAGAUACUCUGUUGAAAUUUAAUCCAUUUGUAGAUACUUUCGGAAUUAUGCGAGUAGGCGGUAGACUUGCAAGUUCAUAUUACGAUUAUAACACAAAACACCCUAUUUUAUUACAUGCAUCGCAUCACAUCACUAAAAUAUUAGUACACCAUUACCAUCGAAUGUUGAUGCACACUGGACCACAGCUGAUGCUAGCAACAUUACGUCACAGGUACUGGAUAAUUAACGGCCGUAACCUUUGCAGACAGACUUCACAAAGCUGCAUUACAUGUUUAAGAUACUCGGGUAAAACUCAUCAGCCAAUUAUGGGCAACUUGCCACUGCAAAGGGUACAGUCCGAAUAUGUGUUUGCUAACACAUCCUGUGACUACGCUGGGCCAAUCCUGAUAGCGAGCAGAAAGGGUCGUGGUUGUCAAACGAAGAAAGCAUAUAUAGUUGUUUUUGUUUGUUUGGCAGUGAGGGCGGUACACUUGGAGCUCGUCACUGAUUUGACAGCCAUGGGCUUUAUUGCCGCUUUAAAUAGAUUCAUAGCCCGCAGAGGCAAACCAGCCACCAUUUUGUCAGAUAAUGGUACUUGUUUCAUAGGGGCUUGUAACGAAUUAGCAAAGUUCCUUAAAAAUAAUUCUGAAGAAAUAACGUCAUAUUCAGCUACAAAGGAAAUAGAAUUCAAAUUUUGUCCUGCUUAUAGCCCACAUUUUAAUGGUUUGGCGGAGGGCGCAGUUAAGCAGGUAAAACAUCAUUUAAAACGAGUUACCUCAAUGGCUCACUUAGAUUAUGAAGAGAUGGUUACAUUUUUGGUUCAAGUUGAAGCUUUGCUUAAUUCUAGGCCUUUAACCCCUAUUUCAUCUGAUCCCUCCGAUCUUACUUCUCUCACCCCUGCGCAUUUUUUGAUAGGCCGAACGCUCACUAUGAUACCUGCUCCCUUGGUGCAAGACUCGCCGAUACAUACCCUAACGAGAUAUCAGAGAACAGAAGCACUAAAAGCGCAUUUUUGGAAUCGGUAUUAUAAGGAAUUCAUUUCAGAGCUGCAGGUCCGAAACAAAUGGCGCAGGGAUGGAGGCCAGCUGAAGCUUGGCGAGAUGGUUCUCGUCAAAGACGACCGCUUGCCCCCCAGCAGAUGGCUGCUUGGGCGAGUCACCGCAGUCUACCCGGGCAACGACGGAGUCAGCCGCGUCGCUGACGUCACCACCACCACAGGGACGCUGAGAAGGGCCUACAACAGGCUCUGCCCGCUCCCACUGACAUUGGACCAGGAUGGUCCAAGGGGGCCAGCUUGUUAACGCGCCCCACUCGCGGACUCGCUGAACGGGUCCCCGCCUCCCGCGCUCGCUCC